AUGUCCCCGGGCGCUCCGACCCCAGUUCCACCUGCAAUGGACGAUGAGCGUACUGAACUCCUCGGCUCUCUGACCACGCAACAACAACAGCGCACCAGCGCCAGAGUUAUCAAGAAGCUUCGACUGGAACCACCAGCCGACAAGCGAGAAACACCGGAAUGUGAAACACCAAACAAAGACCUCGAUAAGGAAAUUCCAACAUUCCCGACGGUCAAACAGCGUAUGCCUAAAGCGCUUUGGUCUGCUGAUGAAAAAAGUCUGUUCUUCGAAGCUCUGAACGAGUAUGGCAAGGACUUCGACGCAAUCACCGCAUACAUCUGCGCCAAGAUGAAGAAGAAGGGCAUGCCGGAUGCGAAUCUGAAGACUAAAACCCAAGUCAGCCAUUUCUAUUACAGAACUUGGCAUAAACUGUCGAAGCAUGUACACUUUGAUGAGAACGUAAAGAAAGUGGCGCAAGAGCUUUACGCGUUGAUAAACUACGGCGAGCUGCGGCGCAAGUUGACGUCAGUGAACGAGAAGACGUGCGCGCGGCUCGGCGAGAUGGUGCGCGGCGGCAGCAUGGCGGUGCGCGCGCGCGGACGGACGCUGCGCGUGCGCACGCCCAUGUGCCGCGCGCUGCGCCGCCUCAACCACAUCGCAGAGCGUGCGUGCGGCGCGCGCGUGUGCUCGCGGCUGGUGGUGGCGCUGCGCGCGCGUCGCGCGGAAUGUUGGGCGCGCGUGCAGGCGGCCGCGCACAACCCGCGCGCCGCCGCUGCGUGCCGCCGCGCGCGCCUGCGCGCGCUGCUGCAUGCUCUCUGCCGCCGCUGGCGCAUAGCCGACUAUAGUGAAGAUGGUGCAACGGAAAACGGCUUAGUUUCAAAAUUGCCAGAAGAUUUAAAAGAAGAAGAAGAUCAGGAAUUAUUGCGGAUUGGAGAAGAAAAAGAGGAAGACUUAGAGAGUCAUCUGAAUCUGGAGACUGACAGAAUAAUUGUUCAAGAACAACUCCGACUAAAGAAACUUACCCUUCAUUUGGGCCCGCGCCCGGGUGCCGAAAUUCACCUUCCAGUUGUAAGUCCCAGCGAGGCUCUGUCCAGCCAGAAGAUUUGUUUCUCUUCCUACUUGGAAAGGAUGGGGUCGUUGCCACGAGACAAAGAUGGCAAUACAAAAAUAAGAACCCCAAAACGUCAAAGGAAGGAUAGCGUUUCAGAGAAAGAUAUAGAAAGUAAAAAAAUCAAAAUCGAAGACACUGAACCACAGAAAGUAGUACAUAUAGACGAAACAGCGAUAGAUGGAAUCGAGCUAAUGGCGAGCUACAAACAUCUACAGGAAGAUGAAGAAAAGCCAAGUACAGAAGAUGAGAAAGAGAUAAAGGCCGAGGAGACUGCCGAAGAAGAUAUAGAAAGGGAACCAGAAAGAGAUAAAGAUAUUAUGUCAGAAAAGGAAAAGGAUAGUUUUUCUGAACUGGAAGAUGACGAAAAAUUUAACAAAAGCGAUACAGAUAAUGAAAGUGACGGUAAAGUGGAUAAAAACGGAAAGGGGAGGAAGUUUAAAAACCUGAAGGUGAAAUUUCGCAUAAGGCCUAAAAAGCGCGGUGGAAGUUUGUACACUCUUGUAUUGGGAAAGGAAAAUGAAGAGAUCAAAAGCGAACAGGAACCUCCAAAGAUAGAAGAAGAACAGAAAUCUGAUAUUGAUAUCGAAACAGCCAUCAAGCAGGUCAGAAAAGGUUGGAGCAUUUACGAUGCAGGGGACCUGACUAUUGGCGACCUAUAUCUUAUGUUUGGCUCUCGAUCAAAACUAGAGUUAGAUUACUGGUGGGCGGAACCCACUCCACCAUUACCACAACCCUUGCAUAAAGCACAGAGAAAUACUGACACAGAAAAAGUACCUUCCACUAUAGACAAUGAUAAAAAUACGGAGAAAAAAGAAAAACUUGACAAGACUCUUGAUAAAGGGAUUGAAGUUACUACUGAAGAUGAGAAAGAAAAAGCGAGAGAAAGUGACACAGAUAUUUUUUCGCCUAAGAAUACAUUCAGUCAAGAUAGUAAUGAUGGAAUAUCUGGCGACGAGAGAAAAAACGAGCAACAGGCGUCUCCAGAGCACAAGCCAGCAGCCCUAGGCUGUGGGACCCUGAAGCUGGUGUCCAAGCUCAUCAAUCGGCCCACGGCACUACCACCUGAAAGUGGCUUCAACCAGCUCAGUGACAGAUUGAAGCGGCUCCUGGCGUUAGCGGGCAACCCGCUGGCGAGUGCGAGCGCCCCGCGCUGCGCCUGCGGGCACGUGUGCGCGCACCAACGGAAACAGGCGGGGCGUAGCGUGAGCCUGGAGGGGCUGCCGCGCGGGAGGCGCGGGAGGCCACGUCUGGCGGCGCGCCGCGUCGUUGUGCAGCGCCUGCUGCCGCUGCUGCCCAAGCUGCCGCCGCCCAGCAAUCUGAUCCCAGUGAAGAUCGUUCCCAACUCACCACCAGCGCCACCAAAAAUACUACCGAAGCCCCCUCCAACAUCCACUUCCGAUCUGUCCUUCUUCUACGUGCUGAGCGAGUCCAAUGGACAAUUCUUCUUCCACGAUGGUGAUAGAAGAAUACCAAUCACACCUCUGCCCGGCAACGGUACCGAGGAUCGGGAUCAGGAAGAGGAGGAGCUAACGGAAGAUGAGGACGUGAAGGAAUUCAAAAUGGAUAUAUCCAAAACAGAGGUGACCAAGCCGAUGCCGCAGUCCCAAGAUACCUCCGUGACAAGUGCCACGUCCAAACCCAGCACGCUCAAAACUGAAAAUUCUGAUAUUACCACGUUCCUGCCGGCGGAGUCGCUGUCGCUGUCGCCGUCACGGCUGCUGGCGGCGGACGGCUGGCUGGCGGGCGGCGGCCACGACUUCUCGCUCAGCAGCUUCCUCGGACACCUGGACGCAGACGACACGCACCCCCAUCAGCCCGAACUGCCGGUGGACUCCCAGAUACAAUCUCUAAUGGCGGAGUCGAGUAUGGACUACGUGGCCAAGUUCGCGGACCUUGCCGCAGAGGUCACCGACGAGGUGGAGCCGCUUGAAGAGAAACUCACAUAG
Molecule: messenger RNA, 3036 nt
Organism: Parnassius apollo (apollo)
Lineage: Eukaryota; Metazoa; Arthropoda; Insecta; Lepidoptera; Papilionidae
Source: the annotation of a GenBank genome assembly